AUGUGCUGUGAUUAUGAUUAUCGGGCACCAAGACAAAAUCUAGCUCUAUUUUACGAGUAUCUGCCUUCUGGUCUUCAUGUGGGAAGGUCUAAUACUCGUCAAGUAGCAGACAGACGCUUUAAUGAUGUUCAAGCUUUCUUGACGUCAUUGUUCAGUUUGGCAGACGAAAUCGCUCAUUCGGACCUGGUGUACACAUUCUUCCACCCACUUCUGCGGGAUCAACAGGACGUGGAUCAUUUGAACAGGAAAGGUGAAUCAACGGAACCUGAAACAAGUGGUUCUGGGUCACUAAAGCUAUCUGUCCAGUACGCGGGUGGCGUGCUCUCCGUAUUAAUACUGCACGCACAAUCGCUCGCACUCACUCCUCAGGGAUUACCGCCUAAUCCUUAUGUUAAGGUGUAUCUGGUACCCGAUCCAACGAAAGAAACGAAGCGAAAAACUCGCGUUUUAAAACGAAACUCGCACCCUUCAUUCAUGGAGAUGCUCGAGUACCGCCUUCCCCUAGAUGUCAUCAAGAACAGAUGCCUACAGGCUACCGUAUGGAACUAUGAUUCUUUGCAAGAAAAUCAGUUCCUAGGUGGGGUGGUGAUACCACUGAGUUCUUUGCGCUUGAGGGAAGAAACUGUAGCGUGGUAUCCUUUAGAGUAUAUCCCACGGUAG
Molecule: messenger RNA, 660 nt
Organism: Arctia plantaginis
Lineage: Eukaryota; Metazoa; Arthropoda; Insecta; Lepidoptera; Erebidae
Source: the annotation of a GenBank genome assembly